UUACGGAGCCGGGUUCCCGGUCGCAUCAACCUUCAGGAGCGAGCAGCGCGCGCAGUCCGGAGCGGCCAGUCCUGUCCGGGACUCGGGCUGGGAAGUUGCCGCGCUCUGCACGCCCGACACAGYCACCAUGGGCGGCUCGGCCUCCAGCCAGCUGGACGAGGGCAAGUGCGCCUACAUUAGAGGGAAAACUGAGGCUGCCAUCAAAAACUUUGGUCCAUACUACAGUCGCCAGUAUUCGGUGGCUUUCGGCAAUCACGUGCGCAGUGAAGUAGAACAGCAAAGAGAUUUAACGUCACAAUUUUUGAAGACCAAGCCACCGCUGGAACCAGGAACCGUCUUGUACGAAGCGGAGCUCUYACAGUUUGCUGAAGACAUACGGAAAUGGAAGGACAGAUACGUUGUGGUUAAGAAUGAUUUUGCUGUGGAAAGCUAUGAGAACAGAGAGGCCUAUCAGAAGGGAGCGGCUCCUAAAAGUCGAAUUCUUCCAGCUGGUGGCAAGGUGUUAACAUCAGAAGAUGAAUAUAACCUACUGUCUGACAGGCAUUUCCCAGACCCUAUUGCCUCCAGUGAGAAGGAGAACUCUCAGCCGUUGGUGGUGCUGCCCAAGCCUUUCCCAGUGUACCUGUGGCAGCCCUUCCUCAGACAUGGCUACUUCUGCUUCCACGAGGCCGCGGACCAGAAGAAGUUCAGCACCCUCUUGAGUGACUGCAUCAGACACCUGAAUCAYGAUUACAGGAAGCAGACGACAUUUGAAGCCCAAGCCUUUUUAGAAGCUGUGCAGUUCUUCCGACAGGAGAAGGGUCACUAUGGAUCCUGGGAAAUGAUCGUUGGGGAUGAAAUCCAGAUCCUGAGCAACCUGGUGAUGGAGGAGCUCCUGCCAACCCUGCAGACAGACCUGCUGCCUAAAAUGAAGGGGAAGAAGAAUGAWCGGAAGAGGGCCUGGCUCGGUCUGCUGGAGGAGGCUUACAACCUGGUUCAACACCAAGUUUCAGAAGGAUUAAGUGCCUUGAAGGAGGAAUGCAGAGCUCUGACCAAGGGCCUGGAGGGAACAGUCCGAUCAGACAUGGAUCAGAUUGUGAACUCAAAGAACUUUUUAAUUGGGAAGAUCAAAGCAUUGGUGGCCCAACCCGCAGAGAAGAGCUGUGGGGAGAGUGUGCAGCCUUUCCUGGCCUCCAUUCUGGAGGAGCUCAUGGGGCCGGUGAGCUCAGGGUUCAGUGAGGUGCGCUCGCUCUUUGAAAAAGAAGUGGAUGAACUCGGCCAGAGCUUUCGCACCACCAAAGACGGCGCCCAGCUAAAGCAGCACCUAGACCAGCUUAUGAAUCUUCCUCUGGAUUCUGUGAAGAUGGAACCUUGUUACACUAAAGUCAACCUGCUCCCAGAGCGCCUGCAGGAACUCCAGAGCCGCUUCAGAUGCCCCCACGUGGAUCUGGUGGUCCAGAGGACACAGAACGACAUGCAGGAGCUCAUGCAAAAUGCAGUAUUCACUUUUGAGCAGUUGCUUUCCCCACAUCUCCAAGGAGACGCCUCCAAAAUUGCAGCUGCCAUUGAGAAGGUCAAGCUCCGAGUCCUGAAGCAAUAUGAUUAUGACAGCAGCACCAUCCGGAAGAAGAUCUUUCAGGAGGCGCUGGUUCAGAUCACACUUCCCACCAUGCAGAAGGCACUGGCAUCCACGUGCAAACCAGAGCUUCAGAAAUACGAGCAGUUCAUCUUUGCAGAUCACACCAAUAUGAUCCACGUUGAAAAUGUCUACGAGGAGAUUUUAUAUCAGAUCCUCCUCGAUGAAGCUCUAAAAGUGAUAAAGGAGGCUGCGAUUCUGAAGAAGCACAACUUAUUUGAAGACAAUUUGGCCUUGCCCAGUGAAAGCGUGUCCAGCUUAACAGAUCUUAAAACCCCCCCGGGGUCAAACCAGGCCAGCCCUGCCAGGAGACUGUCUGCCCUUGUCCCUCCGGAAGCUCCAGACAGCGAGCCCCCGAGUGGCAGCRAGGUGUUCCAGGAGUCCGGGGAACACCAGCAGCCGGAGGCAGAAGGAGAAAGCCUUUCUCUCCCUGGGCCCAGCCCUCCUCCAGGUGGGGAUGAGCAGGUGCUCAAUGACCUGGCUGCAGAGGACGCAGCAGGAGCCCUGAGCACACCUUCAGCAGAGCCGAGGUYGGGAAAGCCACCUGGGGAUGAAGAACCCAGCCCUGGGAAGCCCGAGCCCAUGGCCGCCUCUGGAUCCCUGAAGGAGCUCAGAGAGCUGUUGACGGUGACUGAUGAUGGACCAGCGGAGUCAGCCCUGGGGAUGGGAACAGACACCAAUGAGACACUGGUUCCCCAAGAAAAUGAAAAAGAAGAAGAGGAACCCCAGAUCCACACCGAGGGCAGUCCAGCAGCUGCCCCCCAGGACAACUCUGAGGAAAGCCCAGUCCGUGAGAGGGAGGCCCAACCUCCCCUUCCAGAGGCUGAGGUCCCCGGAGUGGACACGGGGGCAUCUCCAGAGGCCAGCAGCCCUGCUUCUCAGCCAGCCAGUGGAGAGAUCAGCCAGGAGGCCAGCUGUCCAGGCUCUGCGGAGGGGCCAGCAGAGGCUGUGGAGCCCCCCGAGAGGGAGCCGGCAGCAGGGACUUCCAUGCCGGAGGCCCGUGAAGGAGAGGCCGCGUUGCAGGAGGCUGGCACUGUAGGUUCUGACCCCGGCUGCCCCAGAGAGAGCCAGGUUUCUGAGGAAGGAGAAGCAAUGGGAGGGGAAAGCUGCACAGCCCCAGCCGUGGGAAGUGKUACUGAGGUUAAGGCUGCCCGCAUUCAUGAGUGUCAGUGGGUGGUCGAGAGCGCCCCCCACACCCAGGGCCUAGAGGACGGGAAGGAGUGGGAAGCUUGUCAGGAGAGCACCCCAGAGCAGCCCUUGGAGGAGUGAGAGGGAUAAUCUGGCGAGAGUCUUUCUUCGAACAAAGUCAGUUAAAGGGUUCUAGUUAUGGGCAUGCUUAGGAGUUGCUAUCAAAAAAUUCUGAACUAUUUCCAGAGGUCACACACACAGGGUGUGAACAUGGAGGCAGACUCUUGUGGGACAGGACUGCUCCACCAUGAAUGAUUGCUUUAGCAUUUUAAUAGGCAUCACCAAAGGGCUGGGGUGAGAGAGAGCUCAAGCCAGGAGAGGGAGCUCAGGGCUUGGUGUUCUCACACUGCACGGGUGCAGUCUUCCACUUGCACUUUAAGGCUUUGAAAUUUUGAGUAAGAAUACAAAUACACACUGUAACUCCAGCCUCACCAUGUACUCUAUCAAGUUCACAGCCUCUUCAAGACUCAGCAUUGGUCCUCAGUCAGGCUGCAAGGAAGGGAAGGUCAGGAACCUAGUGGCCCCUGCCAUGUGCAGCCCCAGGGGGCCGCCCAUGCCUGUGUGGUCUCUGGAGAAGCUGAGUUGAAACUGAGGGAGGAAGGUUGUGAUCUUGUCUGGGCCUGUUCCUAAUUCUGCUAUCAAUUUCUUGUUAAUGAAUCUUAUUGAUUCGUAUCAGUUCAUCACCUUUUAAGGAAAUUCAGAUGAGGCAAGGAAAUCUCAUUGGCGUAGAUAAGCCUGAAAGCAUUUCAAAUUAGCCAUAGACGGUGCAAAGAACUCAGCUAAAUUAUGGCGCUUAAAGCCUACUAGUUAAACAAAACAUUAUUUGAACAGCUACUGCACGCCACAUACAGUAUUAGGCAUAGUAAUGACAAAAGAAAAGGUAAGGUGCUUUGUCUUAUACAAAUUAAAAGACCCAUGAGAAUUUAGUCUAGAAGAAAAACAAGUGCCAAUUGUCAAACCAUAGCAGCUUUCUCUCUUUCCAUUCAAAUGAUCCUGACUCAUUCACAGAAGGGAACAAAAUAAAUGAAUAAAAAAAGGAAUGAAUAAAGACAGAAGCCAAGGUUUGUAUAAUCAAGUUCCAAAAAUGUUACCAAAAAGUAGAAAUCAUUUGGUCGUUCAGCAAGUUAAUUGAGUUCCUGUGAGUUAAAAACCACUGGGGAUACCCCAUGAAAAAGCUGCUGUUCUUUCUUCUUGGAAGGAAAUAGAAAUAUUUUUGAGAAUACCAAAUCUUCUAAAUGGAGCAUAGUCUGUAACCAUUAAUGUUCAAGAUAGAAUAGACUUACUUGCAAAAAAUUAAGAUUUGUUCUGUUGUCCUUCAGAAAAUGCCAGAUUGUCCCAAGUACUACAUCCUGAAGAUUCCUUCCAGAGACUUUUUAAUAUUAGAUUUCAACAUAUUGCCCUAAAAGCCUGUUUUGAUUAUCCCCAUCAAGUACAUUUACAUCAGUUCUUCAGAGAAUUGGUUUCACAGGUCAGCCAUUUAAUCAAGAAUUAAAAUAUUUCCCUUCCCCAUAAAGGAUGAAUGAUAGUAUCCGAAUGGUCUCCUGUUGAAUUGCUUCAGCUCCUCUUAGAGUGGUUAGACCCUCAUGUCCCGGGGUGRUCCCAUCACAGGUGAGGAGGGCAAGAGGCCACUCCUCCCUUGGUCCCUGCCCACCCUGGGCUCCCUCCCUCACAUCCUGGCUUUCUGCCCCGAGUAUUGAAAUCAUGUUUACUUCCUGCCUCUCCCAGAAGCUCUCUUCAAGGACAGAGCCUAGGGGUUAGUCAUCCUAUGUGCUUCCUGCUGCAAGCCCACAGCCCUGAGUAAUGGCUUCCUGCAUGUGCAGUACCCUUCAUAUCCCUGACGCCUAGUGCAGGAACUGGCACGUGUCACCCUGCUCAGGAAACGUGGGAACUGAACACCCUGCUCGCUGCUGUGCACGGGCUAUUUGGGGCUUGCUGUUAGGAAGGGAGCUGUUUGUAAGCAGGCUUUCUGCCCUUGGUGAGUCUUCCCUUCAAUAAAGUUCAAAGUCCAAGGGGCUGACAGCCAGAUGGCCAGAAACAUCGCCCAGUAAGGCAAGGAGCCAAAGGAGCAGUGCCCAGCCCCACAGACUGCGCUGUCCCUAGGAGAUCCCGUGCUGGUGCAGUCCUAGGGCACAGCCAGCCCCCCUCCAGAGCCUCUUCCCUUUGCUCACCUCAGGGCUUCUCGCCCCCUUUAAAAAAGCUGAGAACUUUCCAACCCUAAAGGAGGAUUCAUUUGACUGUGUCGGAAGGACCAGUAUCCUUGCCCUUCUUUUAUACAUCAAGGAUGAGGCUCGAAGUGGCAAGAUGUGCUGGAAAAUGCAUUCGAGGAACUUUGCUUUUACACACUUCUCAAGUUCUCUCAAAUAAGCAGAGUGCUUGUUACAUACUAGGAUGGAGCAGGAAACAGAAGCGCAUUAAUCUGUAACCGUGUUAACAGUUUGAAGGGAAGAACUUCCAGGUGUUUGUCUUGCUGCUCACGCUGGUUUGUGUGUGUUGCUUUGGUGGCUUCCUGGUGGGAGCCAGGCUACUGUGAUCUCAAUGAGCAGCCUCCACGUUUUGCUCUGGGGGGUUUCUGUUAUGGGCAAAGCAUUAGAAAUGCCUAAAAUCCAAAGACAUGGUUUUUGGCAAAAAUGAUGACAUUAAACCAUUUAUGUUACUGUUGACCUUUCACAAAGAAAAUAUUUUCCUUGGAAAAAAAACUUGGCUUGUCAUUUUUUCCUAUGUAGUUUGGAGGACAGAGAGUAGUGCCUUGCAUUAUCUAUUUUUUUUCCUAACCAAAAAAGAAAGAAAGAAGAAAAAAAAAAACUACCCUUGUGAC
Molecule: messenger RNA, 5618 nt
Organism: Urocitellus parryii (Arctic ground squirrel)
Lineage: Eukaryota; Metazoa; Chordata; Mammalia; Rodentia; Sciuridae
Gene: Niban1
Product: niban apoptosis regulator 1
Source: RefSeq, a predicted model, not a curated record